Messenger RNA from Aspergillus heteromorphus CBS 117.55, 531 nucleotides. RefSeq lists its product as uncharacterized. The transcript has a single exon. NCBI's taxonomy places the organism in Eukaryota, Fungi, Ascomycota, Eurotiomycetes, Eurotiales, Aspergillaceae. Bases 1 to 531 code for a protein of 176 amino acids. The record is from RefSeq and is a predicted model, not a curated record.
AUGGACAUCCCUGCAAUCUCCGACCAACUCUCGCCCGCCCCGCAAGCCUUCCCCGAUUGCUGCCUCGGCCUCUCCAGCACCCUGAUCGCCCAUCUCGCGUCGCGUCUGCCCCCGAGACCCCAGUUCACCCUCUCCGUCGGCUGCGGAUCCGGCCUCCUCGAAGCGCUCCUCGCCCAUCGCCACCCGGAGGUCCCCAUCAGGGGGAUCGAGGUGGCCUCGUCCGUGAACCGGUACAUCGCGGAGCCGGAUCUGGACGUCGUGGGCGGGACCUGGGACCUUCACGCCAGCGCGCCGCACGCCGGAGCCUGGAUGUUUGUCUACCCCCGGGAACCCAAGUUGAUCGCCAAGUACAUCGAGUCCUACGGCGACCAGGGAGCCGUCGAGACCAUCCUGUGGCUGGGCCCCCGGGCCGACUGGGCGGACUACGAGCCGUGCUUUCGCCACUCCUCCUUCUCGGACGUGACGCUCCCGGACGAGGUGGGGUUGAUGCCAUUCGAGAUGCUCGCGAUCAUGAAACGACGCACCGUCUGA